Messenger RNA from Metarhizium robertsii ARSEF 23, 2325 nucleotides. Its product is annotated as SET domain-containing protein. NCBI's taxonomy places the organism in Eukaryota, Fungi, Ascomycota, Sordariomycetes, Hypocreales, Clavicipitaceae. Gene Ontology annotation, molecular function: acid phosphatase activity; metal ion binding. Bases 1 to 2325 code for a protein of 774 amino acids. The record is from RefSeq and is a predicted model, not a curated record. The transcript has 6 exons.
AUGAAGAUCGCCGCCGCCGUCAUUGUCGGCUCAGCCCUGGCUUCUUCUGCCCAGUCUAAGCCUACAGCUGACGAGAGAUACCCGUACAAUGGCCCCGAUGUCCCCAUUGGAGAUUGGGUCGACAAGACUGUCGAGGGAAACGGCAAGGGAUUUCCCCGUCUGGUCGAGCCGCCUGCUGUGAAGCCUGCCAAGGCGAAUCCCAGCAACAACGUCAAUGUCAUUUCUCUUUCCUAUGCGGGCAACGGGGUCAACAUUCAUUACCAGACUCCCUUUGGUCUCGGCGCCUCCCCUUCCGUGGCAUGGGGAACGAGCGCUGGCUCAUUGACCAGCAUUGUUACUGGAUCGAGCCGCUCGUAUGGCCGCACUCCGCCGUGCUCUCGGGUGGCCGUCACCCAAUGCAGCCAGUUCUAUCAUGACGUCCAGAUCCGCAACCUCAGCCCCGACACAACCUACUAUUACAAGAUCCCUGCCGCCAACGGCACCACUGCUUCCGAGGUUUUGAGCUUCAAGACUGCCCGCGAGGCCGGAAGCAAAAGGGCCUUUACUGUCGCCGUCCUCAACGACAUGGGGUACACCAAUGCCGGCGGCACUUUCAGGGAACUCAACAAGGCCGUCGACGAGGGAGUCGCGUUUGCCUGGCACGGCGGCGACAUCUCCUACGCAGACGACUGGUUUAGCGGCAUCCUGCCCUGCGCAAGCGACUGGCCAGUGUGCUACAACGGCACCGGCAGCGAGCUCCCCGGCGGCGUUACGCCCGACUAUGAGACUCCCCUUCCGGCGGGCGAGGUUCCCAACCAGGGGGGUCCUCGGGGCGGCGACAUGAGCGUGCUGUACGAGUCGAAUUGGGAUCUUUGGCAGCAGUGGAUCAACGGCAUCUCCAUGAAGGUGCCGUACAUGGUUCUGCCGGGAAACCACGAGGCUGCGUGUGCGGAAUUCGACGGGCCGGGUCAGCUGCUGGCUUCGUAUCUGAACAGGAACGAGCCCAACAGCACGUCGCCCAAGUCCAACAAGUUGACGUACUACAGCUGUCCCCCGUCACAGCGAAACUACACUGCCUACCAGCACCGCUUCCGCAUGCCCGGCCGAGAAUCCGGAGGCGUAACCAACUUCUGGUACUCGUUCGACUACGGCUUGGCCCACUUCAUCUCCUUCAAUGGCGAGACGGACUAUCCCUACAGCCCCGAGUGGCCGUUUGCGCGGGACGUCAGGGGUGGUGAGUCCACGCCCAAGGAGAACGAGACCUUCAUCACCGACAGCGGUCCAUUCGGCGCUGUUGACGGGAGCAUCUACACCAAGGAAUCGUACGAGCAAUACCGCUGGCUGGAGAAGGACCUUGCCAGUGUCGAUAGGGAAAAGACACCAUGGGUCAUCGCCAUGAGCCAUCGACCCAUGUACAGUUCACAGGUGUCGGCGUACCAGAAAAACAUGCGGGAUGCGUUCGAGGGCCUGUUCUUGAAGUACGGUGUUGAUGCGUACCUGUCUGGCCACAUUCACUGGUAUGAGCGAACGUUUCCCCUCGGGAACAACGGCACCAUCGACAAGGCCGCGAUUAUCAACAACAACACGUACCGCACCAACCCCGGCAAAUCCAUCACGCACAUCAUCAACGGCAUGGCUGGCAACAUUGAGAGUCACAGCACUCUUUCCAAGGGCCAGUCUCCGCUGAACAUUACCUGCGUGCUGGACCAGUCACAUUACGGGUUCAGCAAGCUGACCAUUCACAAUGAGACGGUGCUGACGUGGUCGUUUGUCAAGGGGAGCGACGGGAGCAGCGGCGACGACUUUACCCUCGUCAAAAAGGGGUCCGGUUCUGGCGGCCGCAAUUCGACUAUGACUUCUCAGUCUGUUAUUGCUGCCACGGAUAAGACGACCGGCACAAGCACAAGCACCGCUGCUGCGGGUGGCAUCACCACCGUCACCGAGGUGGUCAACUCUUAUACCACCUACUGCCCUGGCUCGACGACGUUUACGCAAGGUCCCAGGACAUAUGUUGUGUCCGAGGCGACUACCUUGACGAUUACCGACUGUCCUUGCACUCUGACGCACACCAAGUCUCUGCCAAGCGCCGGCAUUUCACCCGCCGUCAUCUCCGGCAACAGAACGGCUGCUCCGUCCGGAAACGUCCCCGACAAAACCGAGGGCGGCUCGAGCCUUGCGCAUCUCACAUCCGGAGGUCAGCAGCCUACUCCUGCAGGACCUACAUCCAGCCCAGUGGGAGCUGCGGGCACGACUGCUUCCGUGUUUGUAGCCCAGGGCGGUCGAGUUGGUGCGGAUGCUUCUCUUGUUGGAUUUGUAGCUCUUGCUGCGGCUGCGGCUCUGAUGUAG